GACAGAAAAUUCAAUACAUUUUAAGCUGCAUAAGGACAUCAACUAUUCUGAAAAGCAAAAUAAGAAAAGAUCUAGAAAAACAAUCAUUCUUAUUUGAUGAUUACACAUAUGGAACCUUUUUAAAUGAUUAA
This is a messenger RNA of Plasmodium gaboni, 131 nucleotides long. Its product is annotated as putative membrane protein. The annotation marks the transcript as partial. The transcript has a single exon. The record is from RefSeq and is a predicted model, not a curated record. NCBI's taxonomy places the organism in Eukaryota, Apicomplexa, Aconoidasida, Haemosporida, Plasmodiidae.